AUUGUUGUUUGUGUUUUUAUUAUAUUAUAUGCUGACGCUUGGUGCUGCGGUAUAUUGAUUAAAAGCGAGCAAAUGCAGGGGUGAUACAUUUGCGCUUGCUGUGUCUAGAUAAAUCCUCUCACCAACCAAAAUGUUGCGGUAGCUAAAGUUGAUUUUUAGAUGAGACCAAUAGACAAGCGGAAAACACCAGGCAUAAACGAAAUUGCAACUGCAAAUGUUCAAUUGAAUAAACGUCGCGCUGCCAAUCCGGAAUAGCCACCAACUUUGCAAACGUCCGGCUGCUAAAUUAGUUUUGAUAUGCAACAAUGUCGGUGGUGGCGCUAGAAUUGGAUUGGAAAUAGUAAAUAGGAAAUCGCACACCCCGCAAUGGGGGCGAAAUGAGUGUUUUAUGCAACUAAGGCAACCGCACAACCGAAAUCGAAAAUCCAAUGUCAAUCAAAGUAUACAAAACGACGCAACGAACUCGACAGUUAACAAGCCUAUACCAAGUUAUCGCGCUGGUACAUACAUGCAUAUGUAUAUCUAUUGAGGGCGAAUAUAUAGUGCAGCAGCUAGGCAAGCGAAUUAAAUUGAACUGCACGGGAAGCGUACUGCACAGCUCCAGGCAGCGACAAUUGAGUAACAACACAGUGUGCGCACACUGUAAACAAGCGAGCACAUCGAAUACAAUCGAAUUAAAUUGAGAAAAUAAUAUACAAAAACAGUAUAUUGAUAAAAAAAGAACGUAAGAAUUUAAAUACAAAAAUAAUACAAAAAAGAACUAUCAUUAUUUGCCUCUAAAAAAUAAUAAGCAAAAAAAACAAAAAAGAAAAAACCACCAGACCAAAAAAAAAGAAACAACAUUACAGCAACGCACCGCCUCACAUCAGCACCUCCGCAGAGCCACUGACAAGCGCCGUCACGCAAAAUGACAUUUAAAUUAUUUCGACGCGGCUCGGCGCGUUGUUUCGGCCUGCUGUCCGCGUUCAUCACGAUCUUAAUCUGCCUCUACUACAUAUCCAUUGGGCAGCAACAAGACCAAACGCUACAGCCGGGCAAAGACACGACUGUUGCGCUGAGCAGCGGUUUUGGCAGCAUAGUGGCGACCAGUUUGCAUUCAUUGCCACAGCAAUUGCACAAAGCAAAUAUGCAUAAUGCUAAAGUUAGAGAUAUGCGCGGCAAUGGCGAAGAGCAGAGUGGGAUGCAGAAAUUUGCGAGUGGCAGUGGCGCCAGCGCAGCGCAAUUGUCGGCAGGCCCAACCACACUGGAUGUCGAUGCAUAUGAUGGCGGCGACAUGACCGCAAAUGGCGCGCCCACCAAGAAUCCUGAUUGGGGUGAUGUUUGCUAUGUGAUGGAUGAGAGUGACACGAAUAUCACAACGAACGAGGAGUAUGGGAAAUUUGAUUUCCAGCCUGAAUGGAUACACACAAAGGAAUAUUGGGAUCGUGGUUUUGAGGAACGAUUUGAAGCACAAAAGAAAGACUACAAACGACCGCCAUUGAAGAUCUUCGUCGUACCACAUUCGCAUAACGAUCCCGGUUGGUUGAAGACUUUCGUUAAUUAUUUCCAAUCGGAUUCGCGACAGAUACUUAACUUGAUAGUAACAAAAAUGCAGGAAUAUACCGACAUGACGUUUAUUUGGUCCGAGAUCAGCUUUCUACAACUGUGGUGGGAUCAAGCGCAUCCGACAAAGCAGCGCGCUCUGAAAAAACUUAUCAAAUCAGGACGUUUCGAAAUCACAACCGGCGGUUGGGUGAUGACCGAUGAAGCGAAUGUGCAUCUUUACGCCAUGUUAGAUCAGCUUAUCGAAGGACAUCAGUGGUUGCGCAACAAUUUGAAUGUAACACCAACCGUCGGCUGGUCAAUCGAUCCCUUCGGACAUGGCAGUACUGUGCCGUAUUUGCUUUCAGGCAGCAACUUCGAAGGCGCCAUAAUACAACGUAUACACUAUGCCUGGAAACAAUGGUUUGCGCGUCAACAGAAAGGCGACUUCAUGUGGACACCUUAUUGGCAGCAACGCGGCAAAGCGCCAACGCAGCAUGGAAAGUUGCUCACACACAAUAUGCCCUUUGACAUCUACUCGAUAAAGGGUUCGUGUGGUCCACAUCCGUUUAUAUGUCUAAAUUUUGACUUUCGUAAAAUACCAGGCGAGUAUACAGAAUAUUCGGUCAAAGCGCAAUUUAUAACCGAUGACAAUGUUGAAUCGAAAGCGCAAGUCUUGUUGGAGCAAUAUUCACGUACCGCCUCGCUAUUUCCACACAACGUAGCGCUUAUACCAGUCGGCGAUGAUUUCCGUUAUAAUAAGGAGCGCGAAGUGGAUCAGCAAUAUACGAAUUACAAGAAAUUAAUCGAUCAUAUAAUGGCUAAUAAGCGUCUCUAUAAUGUUGACAUCUCUUUCGGCACACCACGUGACUACUUCAACGAAAUUCGUCGCCGCACCAACUCCUUCCCUACCCUAAAAGGUGAUUUCUUUGUAUAUUCAGACAUCUUCUCCGAAGGACGGCCUGCUUAUUGGUCUGGUUACUAUACCACACGUCCAUUCUAUAAGCUGCUUAGCGCCGAUUUAGAGCAUAAUCUGCGCGCUGCUGAAAUACUCUUCACCGUAGCUUACAAUACCGCACGUCAGGUACAUCAUGUGAAUGCCAUAAAGAUUUUCGAAAAAAAUUAUGAGAAAAUGAUACAUGCGCGUCGCAAUUUGGGACUCUUCCAACAUCAUGAUGCCAUCACAGGCACAUCAAAGGCGGCUGUAAUGCGUGAUUACGGCAUGCGUCUAUUCGAAAGCAUACAAGAUGCGGUUAAAAUGCAAGAGUCCACCAUUGAAAUGUUGCUGCAAGAUGGCAGUGAACGUCAUAAUUUCCUGCUGAGCGAAUUAGAACGUGAUAAUUUCAGUAAGCUGGCGCGCAAGACACCCAUACCACUCAGUGGCAAUGGUAUUGUCGAUGAGUUUGAUGAUUUGAAUGCAAAUGCUGGCACGGCUGCGUUUGUAAUCUUCAAUUCGUUGGCGCAAAAACGUUUGGAAGUGGUAACGUUGCGUUCGCCAGUACCCAAUGUUAAAGUGUUGAAUGAGCGCGGCGAAGAGAUACGUUUAAUGCAAAUCAAUCCAGUUUGGAAUAUAACCGAUGUUUAUGAGAUGGGCAUGGGUGGUGGUGUGGGUGCUAAUAGCGCUAUGGGACGUAUACGUGUUUCUACACGUCAAUAUGAAGUAAUGUUUAUUGCUGAAUUGGACGCGCUUUCACUUGCAACCUAUAGCCUUGUGGUGGUGGAUGAAAAGAACUUUAGUCAACCGACAAUGGCGACUAUUUAUUGCGAUGGCUGUACCGAGGGGUCAACGUUGAACCCACCCAAUAUAAGCACGAAUUUUGUGGUGAAAGCCAAGCCAUCAGGUGACAUACAACUCGAAAACAAUUUCAUGCGUCUGCUCUUCGAUGAGAAGAGCGGCUUCCUUAAAACCAUUACGCGUAAGAGCGUUAAUAAGCAAGCGCUUCGGCCUAUGCAAUGCGCUAUAAAAUUCGCCGCCUACCGUAGCGCACAGUUCCACUCAGGCGCCUAUCUUUUCAAAACCGAUCCCGAGCAAAAUGAAGCCGAAAAAGAUGUACUCGAUCAGUAUGAAGAUGUGCGCAUUAUUAUUUCAUCGGGUCCGAUCGCCAGUGAUGUUACGGUCAUUUAUGGUCCAUUUUUGGCGCAUACAGUACGCAUUUUCAACACACAUACUCACCUAGAUGGAGCCAUGUACAUUGAGAAUGAUGUAGACUUUGAACCGCCGCCAAAGAAUCGUGAAACUGAGCUUUUCAUGCGUUUCGUCACAGAUGUAGAUAAUAUUAUAACGGUAAAGCGCGAUGAUGUGCUAAAGGAGGCGGAUACGGUAGCGGAAUUGCCGGUGUUCUAUAGUGAUCAAAAUGGUUUCCAAUAUCACAAACGCAUUAAAGUGCCGGCAAUCGGUAUUGAAGGCAACUACUUCCCCAUCACAAGUGGCGCCUUCAUACAAGACGCGCGCGUACGCUUCACUUUACUCACCACACACGCGCAGGGUGCCGCCUCCUAUGAACCGGGUCAAUUAGAAGUGAUGCUCGAUCGGCGCACACUUUACGAUGAUUAUCGUGGCAUGGGCGAAGGUAUUGUCGACAGUCGCCUGACACGACACAAAUUUUGGGUACUCAUCGAAGAUAUGCCAACGAAAAAUGCAAAUGCCUACCAAAUACCCAGCUUACUGGCGAAUCAGCUUGCGAACGGCCUACGCUAUCCACCGAACCUCUACUUUGUAGAGACAUUUGAUGCGCCGGCUGUGCAACUGAAACCGAAGGCCGUAUUGCUCGAUCAUGGUGCGCUGCCAUGUGAUGUACAUCUGUUAAAUUUGCGCGCACUCUCCGAAGAGCAGCUACAGCUCUUCCCAUCGACAUCGGCACUGAUGGUGCUGCAGCGUCAGGGUUAUGAUUGUGCCAUUGGUCAAAAUAUCGAUAUAACACGUGUGUGUGCUGCAUCGGCGAGCGGUCUGGGACCGGUGGGUUUCAAUAGAUUGCAUAUAGCGCGUUUGGAGACGACAAGUUUGACCGGUACGCUGCAUGAGGGCGAACGCAAGCGACUGAAAUCGUUUGCCGAUAUCACAUUAAAUCCCAUGGAAAUGCGCACUUUUAAUGUGACGUUCAAAUUUUAAAUUACAAAUUAGUUAAUUUAUUAUUACUUUAUUUAUUUAUUAUUAUUAUUAUUAUUAUUUUUCUUCGUUUUUUGUUGUAUGUUUGUGAAAAUGUCAGCUAAAAUUUAAGUUGUAUGAUGUUAGCGCAUAAUUUUAACGAAACUUUUUGGCAUGCAACCGUUUGUGUUUCGUAUUUAAUGCUUUGUGUUUGUAUGUAUGUGAAUAUAAUAUGUGUAAUUAUUAAUUAUGUUUUUUUUUUUUAGUAAAUUACUAUCGGAAAUUUACAGAAAGGCUCACGCAAAUCACAUUUCCAUUCAACAUUGUAUACAAAACUGCCUUCGCCAUUUUUCUACUUAUAACAAAACGAACAAAAACAACAACUAGGUUUCAGAAGCACAUUUGUUGCAUUGUAUUGCUAAUUGAAGUAAACAAAUUUCAGAAAUUAAAACUAUUAAUUUCAAACAAAAACUGUACAAUAUUACAAAAUCGUUCUUUUUUUAAUCAAUUAUUUAUUUUGCUUAGCAAUACAAUGCGAUUUCAUAGUACUACUUUGUUGACCUUUUAAACACUUGCAAACGCAGUAGCACAGUUAAAGCCACUACCAUUCCAACAGCUUAAAAUUAUAUAUCUAAACUAUAUAAUUUCUCUCAUACGCUUACAAUAGUUUAGUGAAAUAUUUUAACAAUAUAACGAAUCAUUUUACACAAACAACAUAAAGCGACUGAAAUAGUUGAAUUCUAACAAAAGUAUUUCAUUAUUAUACACCGUUAUAGUGCAAACUUGAUCAAUGUGACUACAAAUUUAUAUAUUAAUUUAAAACAUAAAACCGUUCGUAAAAAGCUUUAUCGUAGCUUACACAGCUAUCUGUUAAACGGUCCCUCGCUACUUUCGUAUUUUGUGCUUUCGUACCAAGUCAAAGAAAAGACACCAGUAUUUUUGCAUUACUUUCAAAUAAAUAGUUUAAUUGUAAUAUUAUAUAAUAAAUAUCUUUUAUUACCAGCUGAUAUUUUUUUAGGGAACUUAUUGAUUUGAAAUUCAUAUAUUUAUAACAUAAUAAUUUCCUUAUUAUAUAAAAUAUGCUAAGUCAUACUGGGUAUACUUUUUUCCUUUAAACACAAGCUAAUAUUAUUUCAUUUACUCAGGCAGCGCUUAGUUUUUAAAUAUUUAUAAAUAAAAUAGUAAGCAGCAUUUCAGCAUUAAAGACAAACUUUGAAUGUUAAAAAAAAAAAAUAUAUAUAUAUAUAUUUAAAUAACAGUCGAAAGUCAUUAUCUAUGUAUAUCUAUAUUUAUAUAGAAUACAAUACAGUUAUAAAGCUUAAAUACUAAGAAGAACUUAAUAGUUAAUUUUAGCGAAAUGCACGCUCUGCACUCUAAUUAAGUUUAGCAGUUAAUCGUGUUUAGGCAUAAGUUCAAACAAAAACAUUUCAAGACACUAUACUUAGUAAGUAUUUAUGAAGGUAAUGGAAUGUAGUUAUGCACUGACAACUGAUUAUUGCUCUUUUUUUUUUUGUUUCAUUGUCAUUAAUGUAUUGCAUUUUACUUAAAUAAAUUUGUAGUUUAAUGAAAGAGCAGCUUAAGUCAGGUAAAGAAAAUAAUUUUAUAUUGUAUUGGUAACGGUAAAGCGCUUAACAACAAGAACUGCUGCAAAAAAAUUUCUUCUCAAUUAUAAGGCCACUGGCGUUGCUUACUUUAUUUGGCGCUGCUUCAGUUUGAAUGCGUCCAUGACUGAAUGAUGGCUUAGCGCGCUCUUAGAGAAAUGUCAAAAUUCCAUACACUGUGGCUAACUAAAGAUUUCGACUUCAAUUAAAGUAAAGUUGUUAAAUAACCUGUUUAAAAACACAACUACAAGCAUUAAAAUAAGCUUUACUUGAAGCCACCCACAUAAGUCCAAAAUCGAGUAAAUUCUUUUCAGCGAAAUCUUUUUUUCCCGCAAAAAUUUUCUCUAACUUUAAACCGAAUUGUUUGCAACAUAAAACUAUUAUAACUGUAUUGCUAAAAUGUCGUUACUGUGCUUGGAUUAUACAAAAGUGCAGAUUGGAGUAAUAAUACAGGGUGGCGCACGAAUCGUGCUGCAAAAACAAACCGUAAUAACUUUUUUUUUAAUCUAUACACUACAUUUUUUUUUUUUUUUUUUUUGUAUAGCAUUAUUUUAUUUUAUAUAAUUAAUUAUUUUUAAAAAUUAUGGACCGCAAAUGAUCAUGCUCAGCUACGCAUAUGCGACAACUCUUUUUUGUUCCAUGUUUACCAACCUCAUAAUGGUCCAUCUACUCGAGGGCGUGCCGCCAAAAUCCCUGCGGAAUUCCCUUUGGACCAACUACAAAGCAUGCUACUGCUGCACUAUCCUUAUUUCGGUAUAACAAGCAUUAAUUUUUAAAAAA
This is a messenger RNA of Bactrocera oleae (olive fruit fly), 6987 nucleotides long. RefSeq names its product alpha-Mannosidase class II b (gene alpha-Man-IIb). Gene Ontology annotation, molecular function: carbohydrate binding; alpha-mannosidase activity. The record is from RefSeq and is a predicted model, not a curated record. Gene Ontology annotation, cellular component: Golgi membrane. Lineage: Eukaryota; Metazoa; Arthropoda; Insecta; Diptera; Tephritidae. Gene Ontology annotation, biological process: N-glycan processing; protein deglycosylation; mannose metabolic process.